This is a messenger RNA of Sebastes umbrosus (honeycomb rockfish), 3783 nucleotides long. RefSeq names its product palmdelphin b (gene palmdb). The coding region runs from base 163 to 3048 and encodes 961 amino acids. NCBI's taxonomy places the organism in Eukaryota, Metazoa, Chordata, Actinopteri, Perciformes, Sebastidae. The record is from RefSeq and is a predicted model, not a curated record. Gene Ontology annotation, cellular component: membrane; cytoplasm. The transcript is spliced from 8 exons. Gene Ontology annotation, biological process: regulation of cell shape.
GAGGGGGGGGGGGAGUCUUCCCAGUCAGGCUGAGUCUCUCACAGCCUACACACUCUCCCGACACAACCUCGGGCUCAGUAAUGUUGAAUACGCUGUGAGAGUGAGCUGUACCUUCCUCACACGCUCCGCUAUCACCUGCUCGAGGACACACAGCUGGCCACCAUGGAGGAGGCUGACCUGCUGAAGGAAAGGCUCCAGGCAAUCACGGACAAGAGAAGGAUCCAGGAGAACAUCGCCAAGAAGAGGAGACAGAUCGAAGAGGAGAAAUUAAAGCUGCAGUACAUAAAGAAGAAAGCCCUGAGGGAGCAGUGGCUGAUGGACGGGCUGAGUCAGCAGUCGGAGGAGGAGCAGGAAGCCAUGAGGCUUCAGGCUCAGGAUGAACAGCAGCAGAGCGAAGAGCUGCAGAGCAACAUCCUCCAGAUAGAGGAGGAGAUCGAGACCUUGGAGACAAAGGAGCUCAACAUCUCCGCCCAUGAAGAGGUGGUUCUGAAACGAUUAAAGGAGGUGGAGAGGACGGCUGAGGACAUUAUCAAGAGAGCUACCUCGAUGGAUAGAGAGGCAGAUGGAAAAGAUCUGAACGAAGGCUGCAGCACAACUGAGAACCACAGCUCCUUCUCUGUCACCAUGGAAACCACUGAACAAUCAGAGCUGGCGAUGGACUGUGAAGUGGAGGGCACUGUGGCUGAUUCACCUGAGCAGGAGAAUGAUUUCAAUGAAAACGAGGAGCGAGUUUGCACAGAGACAGACUCAUCAGAUUUCCCAGGGGAAACAACGCUCGGCAAAUUAUUAAUUGACCUGCCAGCUGGCACAAUUGAGAUGGACAAGCCUGACUGCUCUGAGACCAGUGUUUGCACUGAAACCCCUUGUCAGGGUCAGAAGGAAGCUUUGAUAUUAGAAUCAGGGCACGAAGAGCUCAACAGAAAUGAGUCGAUCACCUCGUCUGUGUCCGACACACUCUCCAGUGCUGACAGUGUUUAUGAGAACGAAGCCCAUCGCAAAGACACGCCAGAACAAGACCCUGAACCAGAGCAGUGUCCUGAGACAGAGCAAGACCAGGAACCAGAGCAAUACCCUGAGCCAGAGCAAUACCCUAAGCCAGAGCAAGACCCUGAACCAGAGCAAAACCCUGAACCAGAGCAAUACCCUGAGCAACAGCAAGACCAUGAACCGGAGCAAUACCCUGAGCAAGAGCAAGACCCUGAACCAGAGCAAUACCUUGAGCAAGAGGAAGAUCUUGAGCUGGGGCACUACCCCAAGCCAGAACAAGACCCUGAACCAGACCAGUACCCUGAGCCGGAGCAAUACUCCGAGCUAGAGUUAUACCCUGAGCCGGAGCCGGAGGCUGAGGAUAAUGAGCUUAAUCUCGAAGAUGAUGGUUAUCAAAAUGUGGCAAUAGAUACAGAGGACGACCCAGAGGUCCAAGACAUCCUAUUUGAACCCCCCGUUACAGAAGAGUCAAUAUUAGCGCAGUGUAUCAGAGAAGAAGCAAUGUCAGAUGUUUCCAAUGAAUCCUGCCGUGACCUUGAGCCUGACGAAAUGGACGAAUGCCUGAGGGUUGAGAUUGCAGAAGCUUCCUCUGACAGUGAGGCAGACGACAAAUGGAGAACAAUAUUCUCCUCUUCUAUAAAUAGAGAAGACGAUGACUCAUAUUUGGACAGUCUUCAACUCAGUGCUCAGGAGCUCUUUGUGCAGAAAGUUGAGGAGACAGACUUUGACGAACAAGACAAUAACAACUAUGAAGAGGUCAGUUUCGAAGUUCCACUAGUGGAAGAAGUUCUGGAACAACCUGAGGAUAUAAUUCCCUUUCCUAGCCCUCCACACGAGGUUAAAUAUAACCCUUUAGGCAUUCAAGGUUUGUCCAAAAUCUCUGAGGACGACAGCGAAAAUGGCAGAGAUGCCAAUCAUAACCACGCCAAGCACAUCAAUGCAGAUUUGAACAAGAAGCUACCCAAAGACUUCUGUGUGAUACAAGAGACCAAGAGCGAGAACGUUAGCACAGAACAUGUGGACUUCCAGCUGGCUCGAAAACAGUGGCGGAAAAUGGAGGAGCAAACAAUGAACAUGAUUGUCUUACCUACAACCAAGCAGCCCAGCUUCCAUGGCAGCCACAGCUUCAUGUACACACCGGUCCGCAACAUUGAAAGAACUCAAAAGAAAGCACAUGAUCUGGAGAACUUGAAUCUGGUUGGCGAGUAUCCUCACACCCAAUUCAGCCCUUGUUCAGAGGAUUCUGGCCUGGAUGAUUCCAGUUACAGGUCCCCUUACGAUGACCCAGAAACAUCAGUUGAAAGGGAGAUUCGCAUAUCAAUGGAGAGGGAGGAGAACUUCAGGAGAGAGAGGGGCUUCUCCAGGAUGGGCAAAUCAACUGAUUGUGCUCCGUCACGAAGUAUCCCCAGAUCCAUAAGCACUCCACUGACACCAUCAUUCAUCAUCACCUCCUCACCCACUAAGGAACCACUGAAACACGAAGUAUCAGCAAACAACGUUAUCAUUCUCGACCCCAGCAAUGAUUUCACCUCCAGCCCCAGGCGUGGCAAAGACAACGUGGCAGCUCAGUCCGGCAAGUGGUGCUCCGAGGACAACGGCUCGAACCUCAUCAUCCUAGAGACAUCCAAUCUGAUUAUUCGCAGUGCCUCAGAGUUCUCACUCAACAAAGCCUGCGAGCAGCCCCAGGAAAAAAUGUUCCUGAAGAACCCCUUUUUCAAGCUGCGUUCAAGAAGCACAUUGUCACUGGUGGACGAAGAGAUUAAGAUGGUGAAGGAGAGGGAGGACGAGCUGAGGAAAGAGAGGGCCAAUCUAUAUGGCAAAGACAGGUUCAAUAAUGAAAGGCUAUUGUCAAAUCACAUGGACACUUUGACGUUUGACAAUUCAGUUGAUGUCCCGGUGAAGUGCAAGUCCUCUCCAUCAUCACCAAUGAAAACCGCCUACAGGAUGGAUCGCUCUGCUUUAUCCUGUGAUCACAGAUUUCCAGAGGUCUACGCAGGAGGAAGACGCAAGAGUGCCAUGGCUCUGCGCUGGGAGGCGGGCGAGUUUACAAAAAACGAGUGAAGAGGACCAAAUCAACAGUUUGCCAUAUAAGGGCAUUGGUUGUCAGUGUUAUACUCAUUCAAGUUAAAUGCAGUGUUGCAAUUGUUUGUUUCAUCUUGUGACAUAACCUGAACUCUCUGCUUCUGUGAUGCUUUGGGCAAAACUUCAACGACAAUGAGAAUGUUUGUGGCCACAUUACUUCUGAUAAAGUGCAUAAAGAACUCAUACACACAUUUGUAUAGUGAACCAUGGACGCAGAUAACACUUGAAUUUGGCCAGAGGGUGUGCAUUAUUUUCAGAGACCUACAGGGCUCUGACAUCUCCUUAUCACUUUUGAAUCAACAAUCCGAGCUGGAAGGCUGCUGGUUUCAGCUCUUAUGAGGCUACAGCUUCUACUACAUGUUGGAGUACUAAUGUUUAUUACAAUAUUGGCAAGGCUAGGGGUAUUGUUCUCGCUUCGCGUGCGAGAGGUCCCAGGUUCAAAUCCCGGAAGAGCCCCCAAUUCAUGUUACGACCCGGCCUAGGGGAAACCAUGGCGCAACAUGAAUAAUAAGGCUCCCCUCUCCCAAGCUCCCGAAGACAACCAGCAACGAGGAAUUCGCAGCCAUUUACAAAGUUUAUUUAACUCAUCUUCAGGGUAGACUAUUGCAAAAUAAUAACAGCUCAACAACCUAACCUUACCUACUUCAAAGAAAGGAAACAAAAGACAAAUACUAACCUAACUCCUACGGAAAAACAGGAGAAAAAAGGGUUAAA